CCCGGUUGUCCGUCCUGUCCCCACGACCGGGAGCGUCGUGAGUUCCCGGAGGAAGAGACGAGCGGCGUCAGGUGCCUCGCACACAGUACCUGGGAGAGAGGAAGGUGGGGAGCCAUCGGUGCCUGCUACAGACUACGCCGUUCGGACGCGAUCAGACCUCGAAGUGCCGCUCCGGUACCGGCCCCUAGGGGCGCAUUUCUUGACUCUACAGCGGACCGAUUCAGAUCAGCAUCCGAAUCCCUGCACACCCCCACCGAAAUGGCUGCCUUUGGACACACACUGCCCUUCUACACUGGCCCCAAGCCAACCUUUUCCAUGGACACUACUUUGGCUGUUAUCAUCACCAUCUUCCUGACUGCCCUGGUUACCUUCAUCAUCAUCCUGCCCGGCAUCCGUGGGAAGACGAGACUGUUCUGGCUGCUUCGGGUGGUGACCAGCUUGUUCAUCGGGGCUGUGAUCCUAGCUGUGAAUUUCAGUUCUGAGUGGUCUGUGGGCCGAGUCCACACCAACACGACCUACAAAGCGUUCAGUCCCACGUGGGUCAGCGUGGACGUGGGGCUGCAGAUUGGGCUCGGAGGGGUCAACAUCACGCUCACAGGGACCCCAGUGCAGCAGCUGAAUGAAACCAUCGACUACAACGAGGCGUUCAUGUGGCGCCUGGGGGAGAGCUACGCAGACGAGUACACAAAGGCGCUGGAGAAGGGCCUUCCAGACCCCGUGCUGUACCUGGCAGAGAAGUUCACCCCUCGAAGCCCAUGCGGCCUGUACGACCAGUACCGCCUGGCGGGACACUACGCCUCAGCCAUGCUGUGGGUGGCUUUCCUCUGCUGGCUGCUGGCCAAUGUGUUGCUGUCCAUGCCUGUACUGGUUUAUGGUGGCCACAUGCUGCUGGCCACCGGCCUCUUCCAGCUGAUGGCACUGUUGUUCUUCUCCAUGACCACAUCACUCCUAGCCCCCUGUCCCCUGCGGCUGGGCACUGCUGUGCUGUCCACUCACCGUGGGCCUGCUUUCUGGAUCACGUUGGCCACAGGACUGCUGUGUAUUCUGCUCGGCCUGGUGAUGGCGGUGGCCCACAGGAUGCAACCUCACAGACUGAAGGCUUUCUUCAACCAGAGUUCAGAGGACCCAGUGAUGGAGUGGGGUUCUGAGGAAGGGGGAUUCUUGAGCCCCCGCUACCGGUCCAUGGCAGAGAGUCCCGAGACCCAGGACAUUCCCAUGUCAGAGGCUUCCUCUGAGACAUGUUUUAAGGAAGAGCACCUCAAAGAGUCAGACUGUACCCUGUAGUACUCCCCCGCUGGUGGCCACACCUGAGUUUUCAGACUGGCUCCAGGGACUGGUUCCAGACUUCGCUGAAGCUCUCAUAAGACCAGAGCUGCCCUGGAAGUGGGUUUUGGGGUUGUAUCAGAUGCCCGGCUCCAACUUGCAGAUGUAACGGAAUAAGGAGACACAACCUACUAAUGCAAAAUAAAAUAAAUAAAGGAGCAAAAGUCCCAGGGUUCUGAAGAGGUGUCGGGCAUGCCCAUAAACUCUGCC
Messenger RNA from Psammomys obesus (fat sand rat), 1533 nucleotides. RefSeq names its product dual oxidase maturation factor 1 (gene Duoxa1). The record is from RefSeq and is a predicted model, not a curated record. The transcript is spliced from 7 exons. Lineage: Eukaryota; Metazoa; Chordata; Mammalia; Rodentia; Muridae. Gene Ontology annotation, biological process: protein transport. The coding region runs from base 259 to 1284 and encodes 341 amino acids. Gene Ontology annotation, cellular component: endoplasmic reticulum membrane.